Molecule: messenger RNA, 2450 nt
Organism: Anolis carolinensis (green anole)
Lineage: Eukaryota; Metazoa; Chordata; Lepidosauria; Squamata; Anolidae
Product: protocadherin gamma-B5
Exons: 1
Coding region: 6-2450 (814 amino acids)
Biological process (GO): homophilic cell-cell adhesion
Cellular component (GO): plasma membrane
Molecular function (GO): calcium ion binding
Source: RefSeq, a predicted model, not a curated record
GUAGAAUGGAGGACCUGCACAAAGAUAACAGAUCACAACAAAGGCAAGUAAUUCUCUUAUUUUUCUCUUUGUUUUGCAAAGCUGCCUCAGAAAACAUUCGGUACUCUAUCCCUGAAGAAAUGGGAAAGGGUUCCAUUGUGGGAAACCUGGCAAAAGAUCUGAGACUGUAUGCAGGAGAAAUAGCAAACAGCAAUCUGCAGAGCCUUUCUCUUGGGGAAAAGGAAUAUUUCACUAUCAGUACAGUAAAUGGGAAUCUUUAUAUAAAUGAUAGGAUAGAUAGGGAAGAAAUAUGUGGGGAAAGCAAAUCCUGCCACAUCAGCUUUAAAGUAAUGUCUGAAAGUCCUAUGAAUAUUUUUCAUAUAACUGUAGAGAUCCAGGACAUUAAUGACAAUGCACCACAUUUUGUAGAUGGUGAUAUCAAGCUACAGAUAAUUGAAUCCACUUUACCAGGCACCACAUACAUCUUAGAGCAAGCUGAGGAUCCUGACAUAGGAAUAAAUGGUCUACAAGAUUACCACCUGAACAAUAAUAACUAUUUUUCUUUGGAUGUUAAAGACAGAGAAGAUGGAAAGAAAUACACAAAAUUAGUACUGAACAAACAGUUGGAUCAUGAAAGUGAAAGCAGUUUCAAUUUAAUCCUUACGGCCCUGGAUGGAGGGAAGCCACCCAAAACGGGGACAGCCAAAAUAUGGAUCACUGUCAUUGAUGUCAAUGAUAACCCACCAGUCUUCACUCAAGAACUGUACAUGGUAACUGUGAAAGAGAAUAUACCAAAUGGAUCUUUAGUGGUAGAAGUGAAAGCCACAGAUAAAGAUGCAGGUUCAAAUGGACAGAUAAACUAUGAUUUUCGAAAUAUUCCUGAACAUGCUCGUCAGAAAUUCAGCUUGGACCAAUAUGGGAAAAUUAGAGUUAAAGACACUCUGGACUUUGAGAAAGCAGAGAAAUAUGUGAUUACAGUAGAAGCAAGAGAUGGAGGUGGAUUGGUAGCUCAUGCUAACGUUGAAAUAAAACUAUUAGAUGAGAAUGACAAUUCCCCAGAAGUGAUCCUUGCCUCUUUGUCCAGCCCAAUACCUGAGGAUUCAGCAGCAGGAACUCUGGUCGCCUUCAUUAAUGUAAAUGACAGAGAUUCUGGGGAAAAUGGAGAAAUUGUUUGUUAUUUAACAAGCAGUAUGCCUUUCAAAAUAUUGUCAGCCAACAAUGAUUUUUAUAAGCUGCUUACAGAUGGACCACUAGAUAGAGAAAGCACACCAGAAUACAAUAUCACAAUCACAGCAACAGACAAAGGAACACCCCCUCUUUCAACAGAGAAUACCAUUUUUCUGAAGAUUUCAGAUAUUAAUGACAAUUCUCCUACUUUUGAUAAGUUGUAUUACACAGCCUAUGUAUCAGAGAACAAUCUCUCAGGGUCCUCUAUUUUCCGGGUCCGAGCUACAGAUUCAGAUUUGGAACGAAAUGCUCAAAUCACUUACUCCCUCCUCCAAAGCAGCAUUCAGGAGUUGCCUGUCUUAUCUUACCUUUCUAUAAACUCUGAAAGUGGCAUCAUCUAUGCCCAGCGCUCCUUUGACUAUGAACAGUGCCAGGAGUUUCAGGUGGAAGUGAGGGCCCAAGAUGGAGGCUCCCCUCCUCUCAGCAGCACUGCAACUGUAAAGGUCUUCAUCCUGGACCAGAAUGACAAGAGCCCUCAAAUCCUGUAUCCUUCUCAGGGAGUGGAGGGCUCAACCUUGUUUGAGAUGGUGCCUCGCUCAGCUGAGGAGGGUUAUCUGGUGACCAAAGUGGUGGCAGUGGAUGCAGACUCUGGACACAAUGCUUGGCUCUCCUACCAUCUGGUCCAGGCCACUGAGCCAGGGCUCUUUACAAUAGGUGCCCAUAAUGGUGAGAUCAGGACAUCCCGGGCAUUUUUGGAAAGAGAUGCUGUGAAGCAGAGACUGGUGAUCUUAGUGAAGGAUAAUGGCCAGCCACCACUAUCCAGUACUGUGAGUCUUAACCUGGUGUUUGCUGAGACCUUCCAAGAGGCCCUUCCAGAAAUUAACAGCCAACCCAGGGACCCAGAGUAUCAGUCAGACCUUCAAUUCUACUUGGUCCUUGCCUUGGCUUUGAUUUCCUUUUUAUUCCUUCUAACAGUGAUUCUGGCCAUUCUGACAAAACUUCGAAGAUCUGGCAGUCCUAAAUUCCUGGAGUGUUUUGGUCCAAUUCCCCAUUCAAACAAUGCUGUCAUAUUCCCACCAAACUAUGAGGAAGGGACUUUGCCUUAUUCCUAUCAACUCUGCUUAUCCUCUGAGUCCAGGAUACAGGAAUUUACCUUUCCAGCACCAAGUGUUCAAACUGCAGGGAAUUCUUCAUUUGAUCAAAAGACUGACAUGCUUUUGACAGCCAAUCAUGAAAAUAUAUUGACAACAGAUAUGAGUGGUACCAAUGAGGUAGGUUUUUUAAAUUUCUGCCUAAUUAGUUAA